GGGCCAAGCAGGGAGGGACAGACACACAGAAGGAGAGAGAGCUGGAGAGAGCAAGAUAGAUGGAGCGAGACAGAGUUUCCUACAAACAACAGAUGUAAUGGUACAUUUUCAAACCUCUUGGAACACAACUCUAAACUGAGUGUAGGAGUCUCUGUUCAAUACUUUAAUCAUAUUUCCUUUGAAUUUCACACUGAUGGAAACUUCUUUGUACCUCACCCUCCUAAUCUCAGGAUUCUACACACCUUCCUCAUGUCUUCAUCAGUAUCACCUCAUUACCAACUAUAUGAACUGGACUGAUGCCCAGAGUUACUGCAGAGAGAAAUAUACUGAUCUGGCUACAGUAGAUGACAUGGAGGACCUGAACAGGCUGAUUACCAGUGGCAGUGUUUAUGAUUGGUUCUGGAUCGGACUGAAGAAGGGAGACUCCUUGAAGUGGCACUGGUCUCUGGCAGACAGAUGUUUCUACAGAGAGGGGGAGACUGAGUUCAGAAACUGGGACACAGGGAUGCCACAAAAUGGCAACUGUGCUUUCAUGAGUACAGCUGGGCUGUGGAACAACACCUCCUGUGAUGACCAGCAUCACUUCAUCUGUUAUGAUGGAAAACAAGACACCAACCUGACAUAUGUCUUAAUUCAGGAGAACAAGACCUGGAGAGAUGCUCAGAGUUACUGCAGACAGCAUCACACAGACCUGGUCAGUGUGAGGAACCAGACUGAGAACACAGAGAUAGAUCAGAAGAUAUCACUGAGGGGACUUCCUGUGUGGAUCGGUCUGUUUCUAGACUCCUGGAUAUGGUCAGACCAGAGUGACUCCUCAUUCAGAAACUGGUGGCCAGUAAGGCAUUCAACAGAUCAGAGAUACAACUGUACUUGGAUGUCUACUGAUCCCUCUACUUAUUAUACUAAAUGGAUAAGUAGUCCCUGUGACAACUACGAGCCUUUCAUCUGCCAUGGCCCAGCUGUGGAGACCACGACUGGCCCGCUGCCCACAUCAACAAACACAAGCACGACUUUCUCACCAACCACACCCACAAUCACAAUAAUGACCAAGACUGAAGAAACAGGUGGAAGAGACUCUGAAGAGACUCUUCAACUGAAGAGACAGGUGGUGAGAGUGAAGAUGACACAAAGAGAUCAACAUCUGAACCUCAGAGAUCCUUCUGUUCAGGACGCCAUCUUACAAGAGAUAAGGAACAAGCUGAAGGAUCAGGGGUUACCUGCAGACACCAAAGUGACAUGGAAAAAGCAGCCUGAUGGGAAGGUCUUCCACAAGGAGGAAGAGGAGUCUCCUAAUAAAGAAGAGGGAGGAGAAGAAGAUGAAGAAGAUGACAAAGAGAGAACUCUAAUUAUCUCAGCGACAGCUCUCGGUAUACACGCUCCAGCUAGCUCAGCGACAGCUCUCGGCACAUACACGCUCCAUCCAGCUCAGCGACAGCUCUCGGCACAUACACGCUCCCAGCCAGCUCAGCGACAGCUCUCAGCACAUACACGCUCCAUCCAGCUCAGCGACAGCUCUCGCCUUCUGCACCCGCGCGCUCCAGCCAGCUCCGACACCUCAGCAAUACGCCCGGCUCCAUCCAGCUCACGACAGUCUCUCGGCACAUACACGCUCCAGCCAGCUCAGCGACAGCUCUCCAGCACAUACACGCUCCAGCCAGCUCAGAGACAGCUCUCCCAGCACAUACAAGCUCCAGCCAGCUCAGAGACAGCUCUCAGCACAUACACGCUCCAGCCAGCUCAGCGACAGCUCUCAGCACAUACCACGCUCCAUCCAGCUCAGCGGCAGCUCUCGCUUGCACAUGCACGCUCCAGCCAGCUCAGCGACACUCUCAUGCACAUCACGCUCCAUAGCUCAGCGACAGUCUCUCAGCGCAUCCGCGCUCCGCCCAGCUCAGCGACAGCUCUCAGCACAUACCUGCGCUCCAGCCAGCUCAGAGACAGCUCUCACACUACACGCUCCAUCCAGCUCCAGCGACAGCUCUCGCCAUACUGCGCUCCAGCUAGCUAA
Messenger RNA from Salmo salar (Atlantic salmon), 2008 nucleotides. Lineage: Eukaryota; Metazoa; Chordata; Actinopteri; Salmoniformes; Salmonidae. The record is from RefSeq and is a predicted model, not a curated record.